AUGACGAUCUCACUGAACCCUCGUGCCCCUAAGCCGGACCAUGAGAACGCUCCCUACGAGGCCACUGGCCCCGUUGCCGCCGACUCACUGGCUGCGGAGUCGUUGGAGGCGAAGGGCGGAUUUGCCGAAAACACAGGCGCAGCAGCGCAGUCGGUCCGGGGAGGUCAAUCUACAUUCGCCACCACUGACACUUCAGCCGCCCAUGUUCUGCACCCAGCAGCAUCGGGCGCAAGCCGCGAGAAGCAAGAUGCGCUCGGGGCGGACGCCGACGUCAAAGGCGCCUCGGGCCUCAAGCUCGACGCGGCAGGCAAGGCCGACUUUGACGGCGCGCACAACGCGGACGGAUACUACGGCGGGCCGAGCGGCCAGGGCCAGGCUCUGAGCCACGGCGGCGGGAGGGCUGGCGAUAGCGACUUUGGUGCGUCGACAGCCCCGGGCCGGCACACGGCUGAUCCAGAAAUCCGGUCGACCGGCAGUGGCUUCGACAACGCCUCCUCGUCCGGUGGCGGUGGUGCUGGCGCGCGGCCCUAUGUCGACGCUGCCCCAGGAUACGUGGCCAGUGUGACGGGCGCCGCGAGAUCUGAUGGCUCGUACAAGCCCAAGGGCAGCAACCUCGACGAUGCAGACGUGACCGACUCCGUCCCGAAGACCAAGACAUUCACCGGCAAUGUGGGCGGCCAGUACGAUCCUGGGCGCGUGGCAGAGCGAGAAUUCGAAGGACGCAACACCGGAUUCGAAACCGAGCUUUCUUCGGCCGGCGUGGACGGAGGCAGACAGCGACAGCAAGGUUCCUCGGGCGCAGUGGGCGAGCAAGGGGGACAGUAUGGCGUGCUCGAAAGCGAGAGAGCAUGA
Messenger RNA from Capronia epimyces CBS 606.96, 852 nucleotides. RefSeq lists its product as uncharacterized. The record is from RefSeq and is a predicted model, not a curated record. The transcript has a single exon. The coding region runs from base 1 to 852 and encodes 283 amino acids. NCBI's taxonomy places the organism in Eukaryota, Fungi, Ascomycota, Eurotiomycetes, Chaetothyriales, Herpotrichiellaceae.